This is a messenger RNA of Cotesia congregata, 553 nucleotides long. Lineage: Eukaryota; Metazoa; Arthropoda; Insecta; Hymenoptera; Braconidae. The record is from the annotation of a GenBank genome assembly.
AUGAGUGAAUUUGAGAAAUUACUUCCAAAUAUUUGUGACAGCAUCGCUAAAACAGCAGCUCAUGUCAUCAGCUACGCCGAUGAUGACAGUAAACAAGAAUUGCUGGACGCUCUUCGUAGCAAUGUCCAAAACUAUACCGAAAAUUCACAGAAGUUUCAAAAUAUCAAUGGAUUAAUCAGCAGAUUAUCAUCUGGAAAUUCUGACACUGAUAUCGAAGAAAUUCUUAAAAAUUUUAAUGAUGGAGUUUCAUCAUUUCAACUGGAUUCUUCAAGAAAUGAAUUUUUAAAACAAUACGACACACGUGUUGCUGACUUGAAGAAGAAUUUAGCCGGAGGAAAAAGCACUGAAGGUGGCGGUGAUGAUGAAGAUGCAGACAUGCAAAUGACAGAGGAGGACGGUGCAAAUUUAAUUUGUCCAAUAAGUAAAGUGCGAAUGACUGAACCGAUGAAGAAUAAUAUUUGUGGUCAUAUGCCCUAUUGUCGGGUGCAGCAACAAGAAGCAUCUGAUUAUGGAAGAUCUUACGUCUGACAUUGUGAGACAAAUGUGUAUGUAA